Molecule: messenger RNA, 1208 nt
Organism: Acipenser ruthenus (sterlet)
Lineage: Eukaryota; Metazoa; Chordata; Actinopteri; Acipenseriformes; Acipenseridae
Product: AP-2 complex subunit sigma
Exons: 5
Coding region: 163-591 (142 amino acids)
Biological process (GO): intracellular protein transport; clathrin-dependent endocytosis
Cellular component (GO): intracellular membrane-bounded organelle; membrane coat; AP-2 adaptor complex
Molecular function (GO): clathrin-cargo adaptor activity
Source: RefSeq, a predicted model, not a curated record
AUCGCCCCAAAGGCCUUGUCCGGAUUUCCUGCCUGGGUAAGAAAGCGGAGGUCUAAAGCGAAGAUUCUUGGCGAAAAACAUAAAUAACCUUAUAUUUUAGACCAGAAACAAAACCAUUCCGUUUCUUCUGCGACGUCGAGGUCCACGUAAAGCGUUUACAAAAUGAUCCGAUUCAUCCUGAUUCAGAACCGGGCUGGAAAAACUCGUCUUGCCAAGUGGUACAUGCAGUUUGACGACGAUGAGAAGCAGAAGCUGAUUGAGGAGGUGCACGCAGUGGUGACCGUCAGAGACGCCAAGCACACCAACUUCGUAGAGUUCAGGAACUUCAAAAUAAUAUACAGACGCUAUGCCGGCCUGUAUUUCUGUAUCUGUGUGGAUGUGACUGACAAUAAUCUGGCAUAUCUGGAGGCUAUUCACAACUUCGUAGAGGUAUUAAAUGAAUAUUUCCACAAUGUCUGUGAGUUAGAUCUGGUAUUUAACUUCUACAAGGUGUACACUGUGGUGGAUGAGAUGUUCCUAGCUGGAGAAAUUCGAGAGACGAGCCAGACCAAGGUGCUGAAACAGCUACUGAUGCUGCAGUCCUUGGAGUAGAGUCACUACAGGACUCCUUUCCCCUGACUCCCCCACCAGAGACACUACUCCCCUGAGAACCUGUAAACCCAGACCCUCCUCGAACUGAGCCAACCAGCCAAGCCAUAGCCCUCCAGUCCGUACCUACGCUCGCUACAGCCCCACGAGAUCUCCGCCUGUCUCACCCAAAUGGGCCGUUCUAAGGGUAUCAAUAAACCUCAAAGCAAUCCAGUUUAACGCACUGUUCAAUGUACCUCUCGGUUAGUGAAUAAGGGAUGAGGUGCUAAGAGUGACCAUUUCCUACUGGAAUUGCUAAAGAUACACCAAGCUGAUUUGUAAAUGUAUUGGGUAGUAGAAAUGACCCCUUUUUAAAUGAAGCACUGCCCUCACUCGCUGGUUGUUGGGAGGUGCAUGGGUCAGGUUUACAGGUCUCUGGUUAAUUCCCCUGGCAUUGUCUGCUGAAAUCCAGUGUGCUUUUUUUUUUUCGUUGUUGUUGAUCUAAUUCCAAAAAGGGUUGUUUUAUGAUGUCUGAAUUUUAUUUGAGGGACCAGGACACGUUUAGGACAGCAAUGUGCUCAUACAGUGUUUAAAACUAGAGAUGGUCUAGUUACAGUAAAAAAAAAAAAAAAAAAAAAAAA